AUCGUGACAUUGCUGUGCAGUUCUCUGCUGCUUAUGUUUUAAGUUGAAAUCUCGUUUUUGUUUCAGAUUCUCCUUCUUCAGUGGUUAACAAACAGCUUGGAUCCAUGUCACUUGAUGAGCAACAGGAGAGUGAUAAGCCACGAGCAGGAACAGGUGAACCAGUGCUAAGUUUGCACUACAGCACAGAAGGAACGACGACAAGCACAAUAAAACUGGACUUCACUGACGAGUGGAGCAGCACAAAUUCGAGCUCUAGAGGGAGUGGAACUCACUGCAAAACUGAAGGCCAAGAAGACUCUGUAAAAACAAAAGCUCUGGACGAGUCGGGGCCUGAAGGUGAAGAAGCAAGAGUUCCUGAUGAAUCUCACAAGGAAGAUGUGAGUGCUGAAGAACUGAAAACUACAGAUGAAGCUGUAGAGACAACAGAAGCAACUGUAUCAGAUGAACCUGGUCCUGAGCAUUCUGGAACUCAACCAGAAAAAAACGGCCCCGAUGCUGACGCUGCCUCUGGGAACGUGGAGGAAGAAGCCUCCUGUGAAAGGAGUGUGAAUCAAGACACUUCAAAUCAAAGUACUGAAUCCACUGCCAACUUGCUUGCUGCAAGUGAUGAACCUCAGUCACACCCAGAACCCUCAGGGCUUGCAACUCCAGAUGAGUCCUCCACCAGGACCUCAGCUCUCCAGGAAACCGAUGACAGUGACGAUGAUCCUGUUCUGAUCCCAGGGGCGAGGUAUCGAGGAGGACCAGGACACAGAUAUAAUAUCAGAGGAACAGCGAUAGGUGAUAGAAUAAUGAGGUAAUUAAUUAUUUUAUUC
Molecule: messenger RNA, 815 nt
Organism: Pseudopipra pipra
Lineage: Eukaryota; Metazoa; Chordata; Aves; Passeriformes; Pipridae
Product: DDB1- and CUL4-associated factor 6-like
Exons: 6
Coding region: 105-800 (231 amino acids)
Source: RefSeq, a predicted model, not a curated record